AUGCGCGUCAUCUCUCUGAUCAGCAGCCUUGCAGUGCUCGGCGCCACUGCUUCUGCAAAUCUUCAAGCGAGGGCCGAGCUGUCAGAGAGCCCAGAUCUCGAGAUCACAUCGCUGGUCAUCGACAAGGUGGAAGGCGGCAACUUGACGAUCUCCUUCCAACUGUACAACCCAGACACUCUGUCAGGCAACAACGCAACAUGCAACGGCACCUGGUUAUCAACAACAGAAGGCAACCCGCAAGAAGACUACGAGCUCUGCGGUGACACGAAGUUGGCCUGGGGCUUCGACGCCUACACUGAUGUCAACGACUUCAUCCUCAACAUCGAGGACCGCUUCACAGAUCCUGCAGUCGGCAAGCCACCAUACGACCAGGUAACAGUCUUCGGCGUCGUAACCUUCAACGACACCAACCUCGAGUGUGAAGCCAUGGGUGACGCCACCUGCAAGUCCAAGAAGGACACCGUCGUCGAAGCACCAAUCUAUGCAACCACCGCUUAG
Fulvia fulva is the source of this 498-nucleotide messenger RNA. RefSeq lists its product as uncharacterized. Lineage: Eukaryota; Fungi; Ascomycota; Dothideomycetes; Mycosphaerellales; Mycosphaerellaceae. The record is from RefSeq and is a predicted model, not a curated record. Bases 1 to 498 code for a protein of 165 amino acids. The transcript is spliced from 3 exons.